This is a messenger RNA of Klebsormidium nitens, 4642 nucleotides long. NCBI's taxonomy places the organism in Eukaryota, Viridiplantae, Streptophyta, Klebsormidiophyceae, Klebsormidiales, Klebsormidiaceae. The record is from the annotation of a GenBank genome assembly.
GUCAUCGCUGGAGCCUGAGGACCUGAGGUGCAGACUGCAGUUUUCUAUCCUCCGAAGGAACUGGUCCCAGUGCAGCAGAAGGGAGACCAGUGCAGCAGAAGGGAGGAGUUCAGUGCUUAUCUAGGGAGCCUAAAAGAAGGAGUGAGGCAGGAGCUUCAGCUGACCUCUGCUGAGGUCUUGAAUGAUCCCACCCUUGCAGACAGAUUUGCGUUGACGGGGUUGGCAAGUGCAAAUUGGAUGUCACUGUCCCCAUUUGUGCUUUGAGAGGGGUUGAGGCAGGAUGUCGGGGUCGCGGGGCUCUCACGGAGAGGGCCCCACUAGCAGGAAGGCCACCCAGGCAGACGGUAUACUCUUGGCAGCACCAAAGCAGCAGGCAGACGCAGGCGACUGGCGUUCCAGAGGGCAGUUGGAGCCAGCCACGCCUUCCACCUCUCCCAGUUACUGGAGUGAUGAUGAUACAGAGCCAGGGGUGAAGCCGACAGACUUGUACGGCAAAUUCACCUGGAAGAUUGAGAACUUCACCGAAAUUAGCAAGAGGGAGCUGCGGAGCAACGUUUUUGAGGUUGGGAACUUCAAGUGGUAUAUCCUGGUGUACCCUCAUGGUUGCGACGUAUGCAAUCACCUGUCGCUGUUUCUGUGUGUUGCGGAUUAUGACAAGCUGUUGCCAGGGUGGAGCCACUUUGCGCAGUUUACCAUUGCGGUGGUGAAUAAGGAUCCAAAGAAGUCGAAGUACUCAGAUACGCUUCAUCGGUUCUGCAAGAAAGAGCACGACUGGGGAUGGAAGAAGUUCAUGGAGAGGUCCAAGAUUGGGGAUGGCUUCACCGUUGCGGACACGCUUGUCAUCAAGGCCCAGGUGCAGGUUAUCAAGGAGGCGGUGGGACGCCCGUUCCGGUGCCUCGACAGCCAGUACCGGCGGGAGCUGGUGCGGGUGUACCUGACAAACGUGGAGGGGAUUUGCAGACGGUUUGUGGAGGAGAAGCGCGAGAAGCUGAGCAAGCUGGUCUCGGACGAAGUCCGGUUCGCCAGCUUCCGCGCGUUCUGGGCGGGGAUCAAGGAGUCGCAGCGGAAGGGCCUCUCGUGCGAGAAGACGGACACGAUCCUCAAGUCGGUUGUCAAGAAGUUCUUCAACGAGAAGGAGGUCACAAGCACGCUCGUCAUGGACGCGCUUUUCAGCGGCACCAAGUCGCUCGAGCGUGGCUACAAGGUGCGCGCUGGCCAGGAGGAGUGGGGCACGCCCACCGUGUGGCUCGACAAGGAGUACUUCGUGCUCUCCGCCGAUGUGCUCACAGUGCUCGACCGCGCCGUGCACGAGCCGAUUCCGGCCUACAAGGACGACAAGGGGUCUGGCACGCCGCACCGCGUCAAGGAGAGCGGGCUCGACGAGCUGGGCCGCGACAGCGUGGAGCGCGACGAGCGACGGCUGCAGGAGCUCGGGCGGCGCACGGUGGAAAUGUUCGUGCUCUCGCACCUGUUCAGCAACCGCGUCGAGGUGGCGUACCGCGAGGCGGUCGCGCUCAAGCGCCAGGAGGAGCUGAUCCGGGAGGAGGAGGAAGCGGAGAAGCAGGCGGCGGAGCGGGUCGAGCGGGAGACGGCGGACAAGGAGAAGAAGCAGUCCAAGAAGCAGAAGGCGAAGCAGCGCAAGAAGGACCGCCAACAGAAGGAGGAGGACGAGCGGCGUGCGAAAGUGGAGCUCGAGCAGCGCACCAAGAAGGAGAAGGAAAACGAGCGCAAGGCCGCCCGGGCGCCCGCGCCCCCAGUUCCGGAACCCGAGGACGAGGACACUGAGUCGGAAGAGACGAGCCAGGAGGACGCAGACGAAGAACUAGAUGAGGGAGAGAUGUCCGACGAAGAGGAGGCAGGGCCUCUGGGCGAGGAGCCAGAGACGCUCGUCGACGACGAAGACGAGGAAGGGGUUGGCGAAGCCGACGAGGACGAAGGGCCGGGGCCGGCGACCGUGGAAGACGCAGAGGAGGAGGAGGACGAGUGGCAGGAGGCGGAGCCCGCAUUCCGAGCGGUAACGGUUGAGGCGUCCGCGGUAACGGGUGGGAGGAGCCGUCGGCGGAGGAACAAGAAGAAGAAGGGGGUGGAGAGCAACGAGGUGGUGGGGGGCGCUGGGCCGCUUCCGAUUCCGACGAUGGAGGCGAAGCUAGUGGACGAGGUCUCGUCGACGGGCUCCGGGGAGUCUGCGAUUGGGAAGGGGGUGCUGAGUGGAGGAGGGGAGUUGCACGAUAUGGAGAAGCAGGUUGAAGAGCUGGACAAGAGGCCUGCCGGGGGCGCUGCCACCCCCCCCGACAUGGACGGGCCCGAGUUGGAGGAGCGCGUGGCUUCGGCGGGCGCUGCCGGUGCGCCCUCUAGCAGCGGGACAGAGGAGUACGACAGCCACGAGGCUGAGGCCAUCAUCGCGUCGCUCAGGGAGCGGGUCUCGUGGCUGGAGGACAGGUUGAAGGAAAAGGAGGACGAGGUGGUCGUCCUUCAGGAGCAGCUCCGCCAGCAGGCCCUCCCCAACGGCCUCCCGUCGGCAGCCCCGCUCUCCCGCCCAUCCUCCGCACUGUCUCGGACUUCAUCCACCGCAGCUUCUGCGGGCCCUGCAAACGCGGCAGUCGCCCAGAAAGCCCCCUCGCAUGCACUGUCCACGACACCGACAGGGCCUGGGGUCCGAGGAGUUGUUACCCCCCCGCAGCAGGCCGGAGUCGCUUCCAGGGGGGCAAAUGCAUACCCGAUUCGCGCUCAGGGGGGUCGUCCCGGGACUCCCGGCAGUGCACGGGAGGAGCCCCCCGCCGCGGCGAGCGCGGCGGCGGCCGCCGCAGCUGCAGCGCUUUCGCGGCCCACGAGCGCUCCUGGGAACGGGCCGUUGCUGCGCCACAUCAGUGGACCCGUCCCGGGCGUCGCAACCCCCUCGGGGGAUCCCCCCCAGCUGGCCCGCUCGCUCAGUAGCGCUGCCCCGGGGGGCACGGCCAGGGUGGUGGACAAGUCCCCCCCGGAGCAGCCGUCUGCACCCGUGGCCCCGUCAUACCGCAACGCAGCCGCGGGCAAGAUCCGGGGGGCCACGCCGGCCCCGGCGGCGCCGAUCGCCAGCAGCGCGCCGCCGCCGAGCAGCCUGGCAGCGUUCCCGCCAAUCGGGGGGCCUCCGCAGAUCGUCACACAGCAGGGGGGGUCGAGCAGGGGCAGUUCCUCACAGCCGUCGCCACCGGUGACCCCCUCGUCCCAGCAGGAGAGCCCGUCGUCCUCGCCAGCCACCCCCCGGAAGAGCGCCCCGGGGCCGGAGCAGGCUGCCGCCAAGGAGCAGCCGUCGCCCGGGGGAGGCAAGCGGGGCGGUGUUUACGCGCCUCCGAUGCACGCUAUGAGCCCGGAGAGGGCCCCGAGCGGGGGCAACGAGAGCGGGGGAAAGGCCGAGGCCGCGCAGCCGGAGGGGAAGGGCAUCAAGUUUGGAUCCGUUACCGCGGACGUGCUUCCGCCGAGGUCUCCCCGUGCGGAGGUGCCGGCUGCUGCUCCGGGGGGGCAGGAUCAGCAGGCGCAGCACCAGGGGGUGCAGCGUGCCCCGCAGCAGGGGGGGGUCAUUCAGCGUGCCCCGCAGCAGGGGGUGGGGAUGACCCCCCCGCAUGCGGCGCGGACUGCCGCAGGGGGGGGCCAGCCGCACAUGGACAGCCCGGGGCUCUCCGAAGACUUCCCGCACUUGUCGCUCAUCAACGAUCUGCUCGACGACGAUCUGCUUGGCAUGGGGGGGUUGGUCGCCAAUGGUAACGCGGGGCAGAAUCAGCAGGGGGGGUACAACGCCGUGCACUCCCGCAUCCCCCCCCAGAUCCUGGCUCGAAAGCUCCACCCUGGGGCAUCGCCCUUCUCCCCUGCAAGCGCUUCAAACCGGACGGAGGCGGAGAGGGGGGGUAGCGGUGGCAGCGGGUCGGGCCCCCCCCAGGCGAACGGGGUGUCGCACCACCAGCAGAAGCCACAGCAGCCGGCCCCCCAGCAGGGCCCCCCGCAGCAUCACUAUCCCCAGCACCCGGGGAAUAACAACGCGGGGUCUGGCGGGGGCGGCCACAAGAACGGCCCUUCGGAGUAUGCAUCGGCCGGGGGGAUGCAGAGGGCGCAGCAGCUGCGUCACACGCGCUCGCUGCCGCCGGGGGUGGCGGACGGCCUGCUUAGUAACGGGCACAUGGGGCACCCCCCCAUGUACUGGGUUCCGAACUCGGGGGCGUACCCGCCUUCCGGGAUGCAUGGCGUGAAUGUAAAUGGGCCCAUGCUGGAUAAGAACGGGAUGCAGGCGGGCGUGCCGCCCGGAUAUCAGAUGAGCCACGCGAACUACGGCCAGUUUGCCCCUGCACAGCAGCCCCUUCCGCCGCAGCACCAGUAGGGGUGCGAGAAGAAUGAGGGGGGGGUGGAAGCACAACGAACAGCAUGAUGCAUCAGGAACCAGAUUGUUGUGACUAGUCAGCAUCGCAGUCUGGUUUCUGGAUGCAGGUGUUUGCAACAGAACGUCUUGGUACAGUUCAAGGGGCUAGAGCAGAUUAGUUGGACGCCCUUGUGGAAAGAUUGGUAGCCUUUGGGGAUGGGCGGCAUGCUGCAACGAGCAGUUUGUAUGUAUUUGUACUGCAGACCUUGCUUUGGAGUUUCUGUUUGUGCGCUGCAAAAUAUGCGAAUCGUGGGG